GUAUGGUGAAUUGUUCAUACUUUACGGCGCCCCCUGAAAAAUAUAUAUAUAUUUUGUGUGAUUGCGUUGUUAUUUUUUUAAUAGAGACCUCCCAAUGUUUUGGGUUGGCCUAUUCGCUUGUCAAUUAAAGGAGACGCGAUUAUUCACAGUAAACUCCCAUAAAACAAGAGAAGGAAAAAAAUGUCCUAAACAUAGUUGAACUUUCUAAACAACAGUAAGUGUGACUUUUCGUAUCAUUUUCCAACCGUGGAACUGUACAGGCAAUGAAAACAAACAGGAACCAGGAAAUUUCUUUUUGACGCCCUAAGUCCUGAUAACCGAAAGUGAAACUUAAGCCACUGACAGUGUUUGCAAUGGCUUCUUGUAAACAAGUCUACGGUCUAGAAGAAGAAUUAACAUGCCCAGUCUGUUUGGAUCUCUUCAACAAGCCAGUGAUGCUGGAGUGUGGACAUAACUUCUGUAAGAAUUGUAUUGAUAGCAGUUGGAGUAAGGAAAGCCCAAUCUCCUGUCCUGAAUGCAGACAGGAAUUUCAUGAGAAGAAAUAUGUUGUUAACCGAGUCCUGGCUACGCUGUCAGAAAAAGCAAUGGACGUAUGCUUGGAGCAGAAAGACACUGCAUGCACUCAGGACCACAGCACAAAUAAAACGUUAUGCCCAGAUCACACAGAAAAACUUAAGCUGUUCUGCAAAGAUGAUAUGACACUAAUAUGCGUCGUCUGUCAGCACUCCUGUAAACACGCUUGUCACAGUUUCUUACCACAACAGGAUGCAGUCUAUUUGUACAAACGUCAGCUGAAAAAAUCUCAGUCACCAAUAAAAUGCAACCUGAAGAUACUCCGAAAAGUGCAGAAACAACAGAUGCAGAAGAUUUUCAGUGUCAGAGAGAAAUCCAGAGCUCUGGAGCGACAUAUCAAGUCAGAGUUUGCAAAAUUGCAGCAGUUUAUCCAGAAAAAAGAACAGCAGCUAUUACAGGAACUUAAAGCAGAGGAAGUUAGCAUUGUGACAGCAAUGGAGGAAAAUAUGAAACAAAUCUCUGAAGAAACAAAUGCACUUCAGGAAAUAAUGUCUGACAUUCAAGCCUUGUUGGAACAGAAGGAUUCUGUGGAUUUUAUAGAAGGGAUCAGGUCUCUAAUAAAAAAGUUAUCUCAAGGGUUAGAGGAAGAGAAGACCUCUGUGAAGGCAGAAGCCCAGAGUGAUGAGAAGGAAGCAGAUGUAUCACAAGACAGUAAAUACAAACCUGGAGAAUCUGAGGAAUGGAAGUGUGAAUUAGUAAACCUAAACCUGAGUCUUGGAAAGUAUAAAGGCCCUCUACAGUACAUAAUUUGGAGAGGAAUGAAAUCAUUUAUUAGCCCAGUUCCGUCUCCUCUAAAACUGGAUCCUGUGACAGCCCAUCCUGCACUUUUUCUGUCCAAGGACCAGACUGCAGUACAAUAUGGAGUUAUUAGAUGGCAGCUUCAUGACGACCCCAGGAGAUUUGAUCAGUGUCCUUGUGUUCUCGGAUUGGAAGGGUUCAGAUCAGGAAUACACUACUGGGAGGUGAAGGUUGGAAACAAUCCAGAAUGGGACAUAGGUGUGGCUGGAGAGUCCAUUAACAGAAAAGGCCAGAUAACCUUGACAGAUAAAGAUGGUUUCUGGACUUUACUCCUAAGAGAUGGAAAUAAGUACGUGGUGACAAAGACUCCAUCUGAGGUUCUCUGCUUAACUGUGAAACCGCAGAAAAUUGGUGUGUACCUGGACUAUGAGGGGGGACAGCUGUCAUUUUACAAUGCUGAUAACAUGUCCCACCUGUACACCUUCACUGACACCUUCCUUGAGAUACUGUACCCCUAUGUCAGUCCUUCACUUAAUGGUGGUAUUCAGCACAAACCAAUGCAAAUGUUCAAUCUGAAAAUAUGACAGUUGAUGUACAUUGAUGUCUAAUUGCUGUUUAUAGGCUGUUUUUGUGGAACAAAAUAUAUGAAAGCAAAACAAAAAUAAUGAUUUAAGUAGGGAAACAGAUUAAUAGUUUAUAAUUUAAGGUUACUAAGUUUGUGAAUUAAACACUCUAAUUAUAUAAUGGGAUUUUACCAGUUUAUCAGUAAAAUGCCCAGAUAAACAUGUUGUACAAAAAUUUUAUCAAUGACUGUUUUAUAAAAAAAAAUAUGAUGUAAAUGUAUUUAGUAUUGUCCAUUUUUAAAAUUAGUAUUGUGUAAUCCUGUUGCUUUAGCCUUUUAAUGCGAGGAGUCCGCGAGUCAUUAAAAUAUUUUUUUUUGUUGUAAAUAUUUGAAGAAUUGAAGAAUUAGUUUGUGAUUUCUUUAAAAUGUGCUAAGUGUAGAGUAAGGCUAUAUAAUAACCAUGUACAUAAAGUUAAACAACAGUCAUACUGACACAGCUGUCAGUUCAUUAGCAAAUGGUGAAGCAUUAAAAAUUGGUGUUGAAUGAUAUUCAGCAUAUUAAAGAUUGCUUUUCUUUUUUUGUAUUUGGGCUGUUAAUGUCACCAUGCAUAUUUUCAGUGGGUAUGGAAGGUAUUCCUUUAGUUUCAGAAUUUCACCUAUUUUAGUGAAAAACAUUGAUCUUCUGUACAUUUCAUUGUGGAGGCAUCCAAAACUAAGAGUGUUUUCUACAGUAAAUUUCUAGUGAAAAUGCUUGGAUGGGAUGGUCACAAGUGAAAAAAUGUCAUGGAACAUAAAUGGGAGAGUUGACUAGUUGCACUCAUCAGAAGAGGCAAAUUUCAUUAGCACACUAGGAAAUUAUAAUAAUUUCAGCUUGCUUGCACCUGAGUGUUUUGGUAAGCGGUGAGGCUCAGACUGCCAUAUCGUAUGGCUACACUCAAACUUGGACUGUAACCCCCCACCCCACCCCACCCAACCAUGGGUUACUAGCAUUCACCUACUGCAGCUUCUGAAACAUUCUUUUUGAGACUAAAAAAAUACCCAAGUGUCCACAUUGGAGAUUUAACUGAGCUGCAUUUAGGGAAUAAUUGUAGUUCCAAGGGAUGGAAUGCAUGUAGGAGUCCUUCUUUUUUUUCUGAAGCCCCAUUUCCUCUUCCUCUGUACCCAUAUUUCAUCACUUCACAAAUUACUGUUGUAAGGUUGAUGUCACCAUUCCUAUGACUCUCACGUUCUUCACCAGUUUUCUAAUUGGGCUUACAAGCGUUUCAUCAUCUCUUCUUGAUGUACCCAAUGGUCUUUAUACUUUGGCCAUCCAAUAGGGUUUCCGCGCUGUACCACCUUUAUUAAAAUCAAACAGAUAGUGGUAAUAAGCAAAUGUCAACAGUAGCUAAAUCAAGAUAAGUUCCUAUUUAUUCCAGAUGCUACCCUAGAAGGUUGGCUGCAAAGACCUAGGUGUAGGGGAAAUAAUGAUUUUAUCCUGUGGUUUCAAUUGCUAUGUUAAUUAAAUUAUCAGUUUACCUAAAUUAUUGAGUUUGAGUGUACUGCUAUUAACAAAAUCCAAAACUGGAUAUACAAGUUUAUCACGGCACCAGUGGGGGACACUUAAAUUGCCUAUUACCACUUCACAGAUUAACAAGAUAAUGCAUUGGUGUAAGGAUAAUAGGUAAUUGGAUGCCUUGUUUGAGCUACCAGAGACUAUGAGAUUAUGGAGCAGGUGGGCCAAAGGUAGGUACUCUUAACUGGUAGCCAGCAUGUGGAGUAGCCAACUUUGGGUGAGGGAGUCAAACGUUAACACAUGGGUUGGGGUGGAAGCUGAUCACUCUGUCACUCUGCAGGGCUUGAUCACUAACAAAAUAUUUGGUGAUGAAGGCCAGUGUCUGACAUGAAGUUCAGGCUGGGAAACAUACACUAAUUACUAUUGGGUGGUGGAAAGAACAGACAGGGGACUUAAGUCAAUGGCACUGUGGGUGCAGGCAGCUGACACUGGACACUGUUGUGAUGGGGUGGAUUAAUCAGGGGCUGGGUUUACUGGUACAAUGUAAAAGGGCUAGGCAGGGAACUCAUCACUGCUGUGUUAGGCAGGACAUAGGCUGGGGACUCUAGUUAAUGCCAGGUAAGUGGGAAGACAAGGGAAUAUUAGUACUACAUGAAAAAGAGAAGGAUUAAUUAGGGAAAUGUGAGUGUUGUGUAAAUAGGUAAAGGGGACAGUGGACUCUGCUUUACCACUAGGACUGGUGCAGAGUACUUGCUGUAUGAAUGAGUUGAGCAGGGUAAUUCCAGUUGCUGACAGGAGGCCGGGUGGAGGAUCUAGUUACUAACAAGCCAUGUAGAGGGUGGUUGAUGUUUCAGUUGCUUACAAGCCACAUAGGAUAUUACAGUAGUCGCCUGUGAUAUGGUAGGUGGGGGAAAGGGGGACUACUGACCACUCCCUAGCUACAUCGCUGGGCUGGGAGUGCCGGUACCAUCAGUAUGAACUGGUGGGCUUCUGAGGUUGAUGGAUUCCGAGGAUGAGCCACCAGUUAAUGAGGAAUUAGGGAUGUAGGGUUGGAUGGCAUUUAUUGCCAAAAUGUUGGGAGUGAGGGCAAGGGGAUGUUCCUAGUAGUAUCAGAACUUUGCUGCUAAUUGAGAGUCUUUUCUUCUGAGUUUCUGUGGUAUACUGGGCCAGAUCCCCUCACCAUGAAAAGUCUGUAACCCUGUACCCACAUCUGGGUACUUUGUGAACUUUUAAUGCUGGGGCAGCAGACUUUCUGUAUCAAAAUUCUUUAUCUCAGCCAUUAUGGGUGGACAAGUAGAAUGUAUGAGGCACAGGCAAAAGGUGCUCAGAGUUCUGCCCAAUAGAUUUUAUGACAGUGCCAUCCGAAUGAGUUAUUUAUGAUAAACCAUUUUAGAAAUACAGCUGUCUUCAUAUA
Messenger RNA from Protopterus annectens (West African lungfish), 4779 nucleotides. Its product is annotated as zinc-binding protein A33-like. Gene Ontology annotation, molecular function: zinc ion binding; protein binding. NCBI's taxonomy places the organism in Eukaryota, Metazoa, Chordata, Ceratodontiformes, Protopteridae. The coding region runs from base 354 to 1895 and encodes 513 amino acids. The record is from RefSeq and is a predicted model, not a curated record. The transcript has 6 exons.